Molecule: messenger RNA, 6032 nt
Organism: Vombatus ursinus (common wombat)
Lineage: Eukaryota; Metazoa; Chordata; Mammalia; Diprotodontia; Vombatidae
Gene: AP4E1
Product: adaptor related protein complex 4 subunit epsilon 1
Exons: 17
Coding region: 119-2953 (944 amino acids)
Biological process (GO): receptor-mediated endocytosis; intracellular protein transport
Cellular component (GO): membrane coat; AP-4 adaptor complex
Molecular function (GO): cargo adaptor activity
Source: RefSeq, a predicted model, not a curated record
GAUAAUACGAAGAAAAGCUGUUCAGGCAUUGUACAAAUUCCACCUCAUUGCUCCCAAUCAAGUUCAACACAUUCAUGUUAAAUUUAGGAAAGCACUUUGCGAUAGGGAUGUUGGGGUCAUGGCUGCUUCUCUGCACAUUUAUCUUCGCAUGAUUAAGGAGAAUCCAUCUGCAUAUAAGGACUUGACAGGAAGCUUUGUAACAAUUUUGAAGCAAAUAGUGGGAGGAAAACUCCCAGUAGAUUUCAAUUACCACAGUGUACCAGCACCUUGGCUACAAAUUCAGCUCUUGAGGAUAUUAGGACUUCUAGGAAAAGAUGAUCCAAGGACAAGUGAAUUAACAUAUGAUGUUCUUGAUGAGUCCUUAAGAAGAGCUGAGUUAAGUCACAAUAUCACAUAUGCUAUUUUGUUUGAGUGUGUCCAUACAAUUUAUACCAUCUAUCCUAAACCUGAAUUGCUUGAGAAAGCUGCUAGAUGCAUUGGAAAAUUUGUUUUGUCUCCUAAAAUAAAUCUCAAAUAUUUAGGACUAAAGGCUCUUACCUAUGUUAUCCAGCAGGAUCCCAAUCUGGCACUUCAGCACCAGAUGACAAUAAUUGAAUGCUUAGACCAUCCUGAUCCCAUUAUUAAAAGAGAGACAUUGGAACUUCUUUAUAGAAUUACUAAUGCACAGAAUGUAAGUGUUAUUGUCCAGAAAAUGCUUGAAUAUUUGCAUCAGAGCAAAGAAGAAUAUAUCAUCAUCAGUUUAGUUGGCAAAAUAGCUGAGCUGGCUGAGAAGUAUGCUCCUGAUAAUGAAUGGUUUAUCCAGACGAUGAAUGCUGUAUUUUCAGUGGGAGGAGAUGUGAUGCAUCCUGAUAUCCCUAACAAUUUUUUGAGACUCCUGGCAGAAGGUUUUGAUGAUGAAAACGAAGACAAACAGCUAAGACUCUAUGCAGUCCAGUCUUAUCUCAGCUUACUAGAAAUAGAAAAUGCAUUUUAUCCACAGAGAUUUCUGCAGGUCAUGAGCUGGGUAUUAGGAGAAUAUUCCUACCUUUUAGAUAAGGGAACACCAGAGAUCGUUAUAACAAAGCUCUACGGGUUGCUUAUGAAUAAAUCUACCACUUCAGAAACAAAAGCCUGGAUUAUGGCUGCGGUGACCAAGUUGACACUCCAAGCACCCUCCUCUAAAACAGUUGAGAAACUAAUCCAGGAAUUCAGUGUAUCCCUGGACACUUGUAUGAGACAGCAUGCUUUUGAAUUAAAACAUUUACGGGAGAAUGUGGAACUUAUGAAGAACUUACUUCCAAUUGAUAAAAGUUGUGAAGACUUAGUGGUAGAUGCUUCUUUGUCCUUCCUGGAUGGUUUUGUGGCUGAAGGACUAGAUCAAGGAGCAGCUCCAUAUAAGCCUCAUCAUCAGCGACAAGAAGAAAAGCUUUCUCAGGGAAAAGUGACUUCAGUGUGGUGUGCUACAAUGGAUGUUUACCUGUAUUUUAGGUUUACUGCAGUUCUCAAUUUCGAACCAUAUGGACUGUCUUUUUCUUCAACUAUGUCCUCAUCUGGUUGCACUGGACGGCAGUCUCCAGCUGGCAUCUCUCUUAGUUCUGAUGUAUCUGGGAAUAGUGCUGAAACAGGACAGAAGGAGAUAAAUAGCCUGAAGCUGGAAGGUGUGAAAAAAUUAUGGGGAAAAGAAGGCUAUCUUCCAAAAAAGGAAAACAAAGCAGGAAACAACCCUGAGCUUCAACCUGUUGCUCAGGACAGUACAUUAGUGGAGAAUGUGGAUCACAUGAUGUUAAAGAAGGAUCAGCCCCAGGCUCUUCAUCAUUCAGAGGAAGAGGCAGAAAAACAGCGUCUGGCUUCAUCGUUAUUCGUUGGGCUGGGAUCAGAAAGUGCAGUCAGUCUGCUGGGAAAAACAGAUACUGUCUCUCACAAGUUCCGAAGGAAAUCAAAAGUUAAUGGCACCAAAAAUAGAGAAGUAACCAUUGCACAUAACAUUAACUGCUCUUCUUUCAAUCCUUUGUCAAAUGUACCUUAUGAAAAUAAUGAUCAUCUGAACAAUAUUCAGAACAAAGGAGGCACAGGAUUAAAGAAAUGUUCUCUUGGUUCAGAAGUUUUGGAAUCAGAUUUAAAAUCAGAGUCACUCGCUGAACUACAUUUGGUUGAGAAUCUCUCAGCUUGCAACCUGUCUCCACCUUCUUUGUUUGAAGAUAAUAGCAUGGAGAUUUUUCACCCUCCUCAUCCUACUCUUUCCUCCUUUGCUAAUGAAAUCUCUCUAACUUCUUCCUUAUUGGAAGAGCUAAAUGAACAUGUACAUUCAGAUGUAGUGGAACUCUGUAACAAUGAAAUAUUAAAAGUAUCUUCUUGCAAAAUUUGGAGAGAUGAUUGCUUAUUGCUGGUCUGGUUGGUUGCCAACAAGAGCAGUCUGGAACUGAAGAGUAUGAAUUUAGAAAUUACACCUACAGAAAAUUUCAAGAUCCUUGAGCAUCCUGGCUUCUGUUUUCCUAUAAUAGAAGCAGAAAGCACCAAAAGCAUCCAGCAUCAUGUGCACAUGGAAAAGCCUUUUACAGAGGAGGGUCUUUCUGGUUAUAUUAAAUAUCAAGUGGAAGAGGAUCCAUAUAUUCAGCUAGAUUUUUCAGUAACCUUAUCACUAUUGGAUUUCAUUAGACCAAUGAAGAUUUGUACUGAAGACUUUGGCAAACUUUGGUUAUCCUUUGCAAAUGAUGUGAAACAAAACGUAAAAGUGUCAGAUUCUCAAGCUAAUUUGCCUUUUGCACUGAAGACCCUGCAGCAGAAACUAAGACUGCACAUCGUUGAUAUUAUAGGAAAUGAAGGAAUAUUGGCCUGUUAUCUACUCCCCUCAGUCCCCUGCUUACUGCACUUAAGGGCUCACGAAGGAAUGGUUGCUCUGUGGUUCAGAUCCUCUUGCUCUUCCCUUCCAGAUUAUUUAUUGUAUCAGUGUCAAAAGGUGAUGGAGGAAUCCUGAUCAAAACUCCGCUUGUUUUCUACUUUGAAGGUUUACAUAGAAAAAAUUAUUUACCAAAGUAAAAUGAACUCACGGUACAUCUAAUGAAAACGGGAAUAAUUUGGCUUUUGAGUGUUUCCUAAAGGUCUUAUUAGACAAGAAAGAGCUCCAAGAGACUGUACCUUUAUCACUUUGCUCAGGAUUGUAUAGUAUUUGUGUCCUCCCAAAAGUGACCUAACUGUGUUAGCGUUUUAAAACUUAAUGGUUUAACAUGAUCUAGAGCAGAGAGACUGAAAAUAUUUAUUUUGUAAUAAGCAGUUUUCUAGUUAGCACAUUUACUCCAGGACUAGUGGAUUUGUAGAUAAGGUGAAGUCUCAGUUAUCUGCGCUAAUGGAGAGAGAAAUAAGUGGAUAAUCCCAAGUGUAAUUAAUAUUUGGUUUUGAAAUGCAUUGUCUGACUUUUAGUAAACUAAUCUUCCUAAUUAUGUUUUGAUUAGACUGGUAUUAAAAUUAGUUUGCACCCUUUGAACCUACACCAAAUGAUACUGGUGAUGGGAGUCCAGAAGCAUGUUGAAUGACAAGAGGAAGUCAUCUUGACCUUAACUCUGUUACAUUUAAUCCAUACAUGUAUGACUGAGAAUUGACCACAAAAUCUGUCCCUUUCUCACACAGUUAUUUUUUUUAAACUGAAAAUUAAUCAUUGUGCAGACUAUAUAUUUUUUAAAUACCUACUUACACAUUAUUAUAUAGAAAUAAAAUCCCUAAUUGGGUAUAUUACAAAAACAUACACCUCAUUUAUGGCUAAUACCUUGGCAUCAUUUGCUACUCAGGACAUUUAUGCUAAUUUAACUUUAGGAGUAAAAUGGCAUGCAUUCUUGAUACUCUUUGAAUACACCUGAGUAGCAAUGACACAGAUAACCUGUAUAGGUAUUGCAGCAAAGACAUGCCAUUUUCUCAUUGUCUGGGUCUUUUUUUCCCCUCACCUGUUACAUAGGUAGCUGGCAGCCUCUGAGAGUCAUUGUCAAAAAUGUAGCUUCUACCAGUAAGAGGAACUUAAUGCUAAACUGAGUUAAUAUUUCCAAAAUUUUAAGAUUGUAGAUUAAUGUUAAAAACUGAGAUAAUAUUUUACAGUCUGAAGUACUUCCUGAAUCUAUUAUGUCGUUUUUCAAAUGGUUCAACGUAGAUUCUUCAGGCAAUACCAUUUUAAAUCAUAGAUUGAAAUCAUAGGUAGGAGUUAAUUAGUUAUUUCAUUUAUAUGGUCAAAAGCACCUAAUCACAGCUGACGAAAAUAUUAAAGGAUUUUCUUAGACCUGACAAAUUUAAUUAGUUGUAUAUGUGCUGUAGAGUAUGCUUUUCCAACAACAAACAGUAUUUUCUCAUAACUAUUUUAAGUUGCUCAUUUCUUUAAGUAACACUUUAUUAUGACCUAUUCAUUUAAACAUAUAGUAGAGUCCUGCUUACAACAACAGGGUUAAAGGACAAAAGAAUUGUCUACAUUAUGAACUUUCCAUGCGAUGAUGAGGGAGACUACCCUCAUCCCUCCCAUGCCUCAGCAAGGGGAGAGGAGGCAGUGAUAUGUUGCAUCUGGGGGGUAUGAGGCAGCAGUGACAUGGCAACCUCCCCUAAGGCUUGUUCCGUUCCAGCCCUGGAGAGUGAUAUAUUUAUCCUGCCCUUCGUGAUGUUUCUGCUACUGCUCCAGUCAUUAGUGGAGAAGGAACAUCCCUCUGUCACAGUACAAAAGCAUAUAGUGCCAUUUGGGGACUUGGGCUCCUUCCCUCCUUUCACUGGUUAGGGUGAGCUUGUACUCUUGAACUCAUCUGAGAUUGGUGUUUGGAGCACCCAUCAAACAGGUAAGAGGCUCAUUUGGAGUGAACACCACAAGCCUCUUUCUUCUAUCCUUGGUUAAAAGGGGGUACAGUCCUCCCUUACCCCAGCAGUUGUUGCAGCAGGAGUAAAAAGCCAAGGGAUGGAUGCUGUGGGCCACAGAAGCCAAUCAGUAGAGGGACGUAUACAAGGAGGAGUUGAAGGCUUAUCACACCAUUGUUGUUUCUGCUAUUUGGAGUUCUUCCAUAGGAGAUGUGCUUUCCCUUAUUUAACAGCUGUAUCUAAUCACUACAGCACUGCUUUAAGACUUUAAAUUUUUUUAUAUGUGAUUUCAAAACCAAAUGUUACAAAUACAGCUUAUGAACAAAACUCAUUGGAUUUUAAAGUAUUCAAUAACAGUGCAUAUGAAGCUUAUUUUUAUUGAAUGUUUAAAUUCUAAAACAGGGAUCAUCCUCUGUAUAUUUUAUUCAGUUUGACUAUAAUGGGAUGAGACUGAUUUCAUGUGGGAUUUCUGGAACCAAUCUCAUUGCUGCAUAGUCAACUUUGUGCUAGGUUUAAGGACAACACUAAGAAUGCUGGGCCGGUAAUGGUGGCUGGGGUGCUCAGCAGUAUGAAUAUUCCUCACCCUGGGUAAUCACAGUGGGCCCCUUCACUGUGGCAACAAAUGUGAGGUUGGAGUGAAUAAAAGGAAAGGCGGUAAAGAUCUAAGUGCAGUGAUGGUAGAUGGAAGUAAGAUGGUGUGGUCCUCAGGGAGGGACAUGUGUAGAAGGGGAAGUUUUGCUGUCCUAACAGAAGCGUCGAGGAAGAGUGAACCUUAGAGGAAGCAGUGAGCACUGUGGAGUAGAGGUGAUAGGUGGUAGUCAAGUAGUGACUGGGAUGCCAGUCUGUGGUUAGCAUAUCGAAUGUUGCAAAGCCCUGUCUCAAUUAUUAAUGUUGUCUGGGAAAAUUUCUGUGUGGUGGAAAGACAGUGUUUUAUUCCCCUCACCCUCUUUUUAUUUAAUGUUAAUAUUUUGAAAAUGUUAAACCAUCUUUUUUGUGGAACUAUCUUUUUUCAUGGAUAGAAGCCAUUUUUGUCUCAUUGUUAUCAGCCAAUGAGUUAUUGAAAAUGCACUGAACUUACUCGUUUGUCUGUAAGUAUUUUACUGUGUUAAACUUUUGGGAGAGAAAAUGAAAUGUACCUUUAACAGGCAGUAAUUUUUGUCUUUUGGAGGUGGGUUCUAUAAUUUGGAAAAGUUCAAUUAAAUGUAAAACUGGCAUAAAAUUGUCAAUACUAAUUA